Molecule: messenger RNA, 1257 nt
Organism: Carlito syrichta (Philippine tarsier)
Lineage: Eukaryota; Metazoa; Chordata; Mammalia; Primates; Tarsiidae
Product: probable sodium-coupled neutral amino acid transporter 6
Exons: 13
Coding region: 94-1059 (321 amino acids)
Biological process (GO): amino acid transmembrane transport; L-glutamine transport
Molecular function (GO): L-glutamine transmembrane transporter activity
Source: RefSeq, a predicted model, not a curated record
GUAACAUCUUAUGAAGAUCUUGGACUCUUUGCAUAUGGAUUUCCUGGAAAGGCAGUGGUGGCAAGCACUAUAAUAAUUCAGAAUAUUGGAGCUAUGUCAUCCUAUCUUUUAAUUAUUAAAACAGAGCUUCCUGCUGCUAUUUCAGAAUUUUUGAAUGGAGACCACAGUAGGUCUUGGUAUCUUGAUGGUCAAAUACUACUACUAAUCAUUUGUAUCGGCAUUGUGUUCCCUCUUGCACUUCUUCCCAAAAUAGGCUUUCUUGGCUACACAAGUAGUUUAUCAUUUUUCUUUAUGGUGUUCUUUGCCCUUGUGGUAAUAAUUAAAAAAUGGUCCAUCCCUUGUCCUCUGACAUUAAAUUACAGAGAGGAAUGCUUCCAGAUUUCAAAUGGAACGGAUGAUUGUAAACCAAAGCUCUUUCAUUUUGCCAAAGAGAGUGCUUAUGCUAUACCAACCAUGGCCUUUUCAUUUCUCUGCCAUACCUCAAUAUUGCCCAUAUGCUGUGAACUUCAAAGCCCUUCAAAGAAAAGAAUGCAGAAUGUAACCAAUACAGCGAUUGCUUUAAGUUUUCUCAUUUAUUUUAUAUCUGCACUCUUUGGGUACCUCACUUUUUAUGACAAAGUGGAGUCAGAAUUACUACAAAGUUAUAGUAAAUACUUACCACAUGAUGUUGUUGUCAUGACUGUGAAGUUAUGCAUACUAUUUGCUGUGCUUUUGACAGUUCCUCUAAUCCACUUCCCUGCCAGAAAAGCUUUAAUGAUGAUGUUUUUCUCAAAUUUUCCAUUCUCAUGGAUUUACCAUUUUUCAAUCACUCUAGCACUCAAUAUUGUCAUUGUUUUACUUGCAAUAUAUGUUCCUGACAUUAGAAAUGUAUUUGGUGUAGUUGGUGCCAGUACAUCAACGUGUUUGAUUUUUAUAUUCCCAGGACUGUUUUAUCUUAAACUAAGCAGAGAAGAUUUUCUCUCAUGGAAAAAGCUUGGGGCAUUUGUUCUGCUCAUCUUGGGAAUUUUGGUUGGGAAUUUUAGCCUAGCACUCAUCAUUUUUGAUUGGAUUAAUAAAUGAGAGAAAUAUUAUCCUGCUUAUGAAGAAUAACUUACCUCCAUAUGCAAGAAGGAAUUAUUUUGGAAGGCACGUUGGAUGAAAAAUGACAUUUUAAUAAAAACCAUUAAUAGAAAAGUGGAACAAAAUGGCAGUGGGUAGGGGAAAGAAAGUAGGAGUUUAGCAGUUAUAUUCAAAAUAAGAAACAAACUCAAAAUGUUC